AAUGUAACCAUUCCUCAUUCGUAAGCUCAGUCACAGUAUAGUGAAACAUGGACGCUACAGGGAGAAUGAAAAGAAUCCUUUUCUUGUUGCAUGUUCUCUUUAUGUCAGGUAUGAGUUCUACAACCAUGGUUAACAUCUCUUCAAGUGUGGGCAAGAAUGUCAGUUUACCAUGUGCUGUGAAUUCAGACGAUAACAUCGUUGUCCAGAUUCAAUGGCAGAAACAGGUGGGUCAUGACCAGGAGGAGCAAAUUGUGAUCUACAAUCCAUCUCAUGGAGAAUACAAAUCACCAGGUCACAAGGGAAGACUAAGAGCCAUUAAUGCUUCAAGUGGUCGGCCAGAGAGCUUUCAUUUGGACCUGGAGGACCUGGAGCUGCAGGACAGUGCUAUUUAUAUUUGUGACAUCAAUACUUUCCCAUCUGGAGCCAGCAGACAAUAUGUGAAUUUGCAAGUCAAAGGUGAAGAGGAUGGAAGUACGCCUGCACAUCGACCGACAACAGAGGUGCCUGCCAGUCAUAGCUCAAGGCCGCUUGAGGGGACACCACUGUAUCCAACCAGGUCAAGCAGCUCAACAGCAGCCAGGAACAGUGACGCUUUGUCAGCCACCCCAAACACUGAAAGACCCUCUACCCCCUCAGACUCUUCCUCCAGCAGCAAAGAGUCAAAGACUAGUUCUGUGUCUCUGUCCUUCGCCAGUAGCACAAAGGAACCCCAAACUACCACAAGGUCCUUGCUACUGCAGGACAGCAAUGUCACAGUCACACAACGUGACCCCAUGGCAUGGACAAAGUAUGAACAAAGUACAGCGUCUGACGAGCAGAAUGCCAGUGUUGAGUCUCUACCAAAUGCAACAACAGAGUUCCAAACUGCAAUGGGGACGCUAGAGUCAAGGGUGAACAACAUCACAGACUCACAACAUGAGCCAGGCUUGGGCACACAGAAGAAUGCACAUGAGACUGUGGCCAUUGUUACAUCAUCAGACAGCCAGAACCAUGGCAACACCUUCACUGGAGCAGUAUGGCCGCAAACCACUAAGCCUGGCCUGUCACCCAAAGUAACAACAGCCAGCGGAGAAAGAUACUAUCCAGUCUUCAUCAUCCUGCCCUUUCUGAGCGUGCUCAUCAUCAUAGGGCUUCUCUACCGCAGAUACCUCAUUCAGAAGAGAAUGGACCUUCCUCCACCUUUCAAACCCCCACCACCACCGGUAAAAUACACCUCCGUCAGAACUCAGGAGAUUCUUAUGACAGACAUCCUGGUGUGAUGGACCACCACACCAAACAAACCAAAAGGGAGAAUCUGGAGAGUCUCGACCUGCACAUAGUGUACAUCCUCAUCGUGCACAUUGUGUACAUCCUCAUCGUGCACAUCGUGUACAUCCUCAUCGUGCACAUAGUGUACAUCCUCAUCGUGUACAUAGUGUACAUCCUCAUCGUGUACAUAGUGUACAUCCUCAUCGUGUACAUAGUGUACAUCCUCAUCGGGUACAUAGUGUACAUUCUCAUCGUGUUUUAGCUCGACCUGCACGUAGUGUACAUUCUCAUCGUGCUUUAUGCAAAUAAAAAUGUAGCUCAGUUGAUAGCGUAAGGUUCUAGCAACACCACAGGCCAAGGUCAUAGGAUCAGUACCCAAGGAGUGUGUACUAGGAACAAAAAGUGUACAAUACCACACAUUUCUAAGCUUAAAUGUCUGCCAGGUGACAAAACCGGAAGGAUUCUGAUGUGUUUUUUUUACAUCAAAGGCGCAAUUGUUGGAGCACAAUCUAUGAGAGUGGAGCUUUAUUACACUGUAAACUUUUAUAUAUAACACAGUUUUCCAGUGGUAUCCACAUUCAGCUUGGUUAUUGUGCAAAGUCCUCUAGUUUAACCAGUGUUUCUGGUUGUAGUAGCUUGUAUUUAGCUUAGAAUGAGCAAACUUCUAGACAUACUGAGACAAAGGGUCAGUGGAACUAUGGAGUGAGUUCAAAUAGAACUAGCAACCUGAGGUUGUGCUGAGCAACCGGAGACCUGAAUAGAAAUAUCCUGCAGAUGUACAUAUUUAGGUUAAAGUUGUGGUGAAAUCGUGUUGAUAACUGUGAUGGUAACAAGCAAUAUGGUAAGGUAGUGGUAGUGGUACGAUACUGCUGCUACUGCCAUUGUUGACACAGUGCAAAGCAGAGUUCACAUAAGUGCCUGUAACUGUGGUGUUGUUUCUUUUAGAUGUUUUGUAUAUUGUAUGUGCCAUUUUAUAUGUAAUGUUACAAUGGUGAUUUUUGUAGGAUUGUUAACAGUCCUACUAAUGAUAUGUUUUCCAGCUUGGACAGUGUGAAAUAAAGCAGAACAGAACUCCUACAGAGAGAACCCAUUAGGACACUUUUUUGCUGAAGUAACAGGCACAUAUCCAAGUUUUAUAUAAGUAUAUUAGUAUUGGAGCAUUAUCGUAAUAAAUUGUUAUAUAAUGAUAUCACACAUGUAGUACAGAUACUCGUGAGUGACACUAGAUCCCCUGUGUUUAAGCCUUCUUCCUAGCACACCAGUCCCAUACUCAAUGUUACUGGUUCAAUUCAAAUGUUUUACUUUGUCUUCCACAACAGAGGUUUUACUAUGUAUUUCACAACAGAGGUUAUAUUGAUUCUAAAAGGAACAUGAAACAUGGGACAUGACUGACUAUAUUUGAACAGAAGCACCUCGAGUGUUCCUCUUAAAGAGAAACUUCGGGAUUAUUUAACCUUGGCCCAAUUUUCCAGUUAUAGAAUUCUAACUCAAUACUGGACUGAUGUCAAUCAUGUAAGAGUUUGGACCCAAAAUGAUCUUAAAAUAGGGCCCCGGUUUUAAAAAUCAAAGAUUCCCUUUAAAAGCUGCAGGUGUCUGAACCCUAAAAGGAAAGAAGAAGUUGAGCUGAUCACCUCUUCCUGCUGGUUGAAUGGCUUCAUUGCGAUGAUCUUCUGGCGUUAAUCCUCUAGAGUAGGAAGUUUGGCAGGCCAGGCAUUACUUCCUCACCAGUGACCAAACGGAUAUGCAGACCGCUACACAGGCACCAGUGUUAGAGGGCAACCAUGCCUCAGUUUCACACCAUGAAACAAGAUCACAGAGAACCACUGAAGAACAUGAGCACGAUUUUCUGAUAAAUGCCAUGCUGAAGUUUCAGGUGAAUAAACAAUACAUUUAAUAUAAUCUGACAACCAUGGGCAUUUGUAUUUCUCACAGAGACUGUUGCUGGGAACAUUAUGGUCAACAGCGGUUGUGCAACUAAAGCCAUGUGUGAACUAAGAGAAGACAUUUCUGAUGUGGUGGGGCCUGUGGUAGUUGGGGAGGUGUCCUGCUGUCAAGGGAACAUUUGCAGUGGUAGUGGCAUCCAGAUGUGCGUAUAUCAAACACAAAGGGAUUCAGUCGGCUGUUACACUAACGUGUUAUUCACAGUAAAGCCACAGGUCAAUAGUGUGACCUCACGUCAGGCCCUAAGUCUCCACAAAGGUGACAACUCAGCUUUAAAACAAAAUAACUUUGUUCCGUUUUUAAUCAAACUUCAUUCCUCUAUGGGAUGUUAUAAUAUAAAAUGCACAAAACUGAUAUAAGGUAAUUACAGUAAUUACCCAACAGAA
Molecule: messenger RNA, 3575 nt
Organism: Clupea harengus (Atlantic herring)
Lineage: Eukaryota; Metazoa; Chordata; Actinopteri; Clupeiformes; Clupeidae
Biological process (GO): cell-matrix adhesion; inflammatory response
Source: RefSeq, a predicted model, not a curated record